AUGCAAUCCGGCAACUAUACACAACCCGAUACCUCUAGUUCUACCCUCUCCAAAAAAAAGAGCGGAUAUAAAAUGGAGUUCAACCAAGGACCUGACCCUCAGAUCUACAACAAAGCAGUUACUCGAGUCAAAGGAGCAAUGCACCUUCCCAAACUCUCAACCGCUUUGCAGGCCAUCGUCGCCGCCAUGAUGUUGGCUACUGCAAUGGCAAAUCCAAUCCCCGAUACUGACGUUAUUAUUCCUUAUGUCAUUGUCCUGGAAUUCCCUGCCCAGACCGCUAAGGAGAGUUUGGAAUGUGCACCUAUCUGA
This is a messenger RNA of Psilocybe cubensis, 309 nucleotides long. RefSeq lists its product as uncharacterized. NCBI's taxonomy places the organism in Eukaryota, Fungi, Basidiomycota, Agaricomycetes, Agaricales, Agrocybaceae. The coding region runs from base 1 to 309 and encodes 102 amino acids. The record is from RefSeq and is a predicted model, not a curated record. The transcript has 4 exons.